AUGGAGGACAGGACAUUUGGGGAUGGAGGACAGGAGGACAUUGGGGAUGGAGGACAGGAGGACAUUGGGGGAUGGAGGACAGGAGGACAUUGGGGGAUGGAGGACAUUAGGGGAUGGAGGGCAGGAGGACAUUGGGGGAUGGAGGACAGGACAUUAGGGGAUGGAGGACAGGAGGACAUUGGGGAUGGAGGACAGGAGGACAUUGGGGGAUGGAGGACAGGAGGACAUUGGGGGAUGGAGGACAGGAGGACAUUGGGGGAUGGAGGACAGGAGGACAUUGGGGAUGGAGGACAGGAGGACAUUGGGGGAUGGAGGACAGGAGGACAUUGGUGGAUGGAGGACAGGAGGACAUUAGGGGAUGGAGGACAUUAG
Messenger RNA from Physella acuta, 372 nucleotides. Its product is annotated as protein FAM98A-like. NCBI's taxonomy places the organism in Eukaryota, Metazoa, Mollusca, Gastropoda, Physidae. The record is from RefSeq and is a predicted model, not a curated record.